Messenger RNA from Alternaria hordeiaustralica, 1023 nucleotides. RefSeq lists its product as uncharacterized. Lineage: Eukaryota; Fungi; Ascomycota; Dothideomycetes; Pleosporales; Pleosporaceae. The coding region runs from base 1 to 1023 and encodes 340 amino acids. The transcript has 3 exons. The record is from RefSeq and is a predicted model, not a curated record. Gene Ontology annotation, cellular component: cytoplasm; actin filament. Gene Ontology annotation, biological process: barbed-end actin filament capping; actin filament depolymerization. Gene Ontology annotation, molecular function: actin filament binding; actin monomer binding.
AUGGAUCCUCGUACAGUCGACUUGUCUGCAGCAGCGCAAGAUAGUUUCGCAACCUUUGUCAAGGACGAAGCCUUCUUCGCCCUCAGCUUUUACCUAGCAUGCAACAGCAACAUCGAAGCUUGUGCGCCCAUCCGCCAGAACCAUGCAUCUUUCCAACUCGAGCUGAACCAGCUUGAAAGCAGUCUUGAUACGUCGAAGCCAGCGUACAUCGUUCUCCGCCGCGGUGGCUCGCUCACGUUCAUCACAUACGUGCCAUAUCGCGCAAAGGACACCGUGCGAGACUUCCUCCUCCAUCACAGACACGAUGUUGUACGACAACUUGGCUCAUCGCACAUCUCAAGCUCGAUAAUAUGCAAAGAGAUCGCAGAGAUUACAGACGCUCGAUCGUGGGCAGAGCGAGAUGCAGCUGCUACCCUGAUAGACGACAUAAGCAUUCAAGGCAACAAUCUAGAAUCUCGUACGAGCGCCGCGCAUGCUGAAGGCGCUCGAAAAGACCUAGGAUACAGGAGGAACAAAUGCCGCCUUUGCGAUCGCCGCAUGAAGAACAGAAUAUCGCCCGAAGCUCUUGCAGCGCUGAAGGUGCUUCAAGGCCCCGGAGCAGCUGUGCAGAUCUCCGUUGACAGCACUACCGAGACCCUCCAGCUGAACUACAUCAAGAACGAACUAUACCCGAAAGAUGUCGCAGCAACCCUACCAACCGACAAGCCUAGUUUCACCUUCUACCGUCACCCCGCCACCCAUCUACUCUACUUCAUCUUCCACUCGCCCGACCAUGCCACAGUGCAGCAACGUAUGAAGCACACAAUGGCCAUACCAGGGCUGAUCAAUGUCCACGCUCAAGACCAGGACGUGCAUGUAGACCAGAAGAUUGAGAUUCAUGAACCGGACGACUUGGUCUUUGUAGCCAAAGACGAGCGCAUCGGCAGGUUCAGAAGCGUGUAUCUGAGGAACGGGUUUGACGGGACGGAGAGCACGUAUGAUGGUUUAGAAGGCGACAAAGCUUUUUACGACGGGAUCAAGUAG